AUGAAGAUCGAUACCGGCCUGACUAUGCCCGAACUCCCAGAGUCCCUGUCCCAGGCUGGCCUCCAGUUCGCUGUGGCCGCUGAGGAGGAUUUUGAUGAAAUUAUGUCUAUGAGCCAGGACAUAUACGGAGGCCUCGACUACCUACCCACCAGAUACACCAGCUGGUUGCAGGACACUAAUCGCACGGUUAUACUGGCCCGCAAACAGGGGAAAGUGAUCGCUCUGGAGUCGGUGUGUGUGAUCGACGAUGGGGAGACCAUGCUUGUGGAGGGGCUGCGUGUGGCCCCCCAGGAGCGGGGGAAAGGUGUGGCCGGAGUUCUGCUGCGCUUUUGUGCCGAGCUGGUCAAGUCCAAGUACCCCGAGGGUAUUUUGCUGGUGCGCUUCAGAGCCGAAGAACUGAAAUUCCGCCUGUCUGAUUUUAAUUCGAGUGGUGGAUUUCAUUCCUCCCAGUCCACCUCCUCCCCAAAGCCCUCUCCUGUGCGUCUCGACGACACGGCCAUCAAGCAACUGUAUUUGACGACUGACGUGAUGCAUGGAGUCCUCCCCAACGCGACCAUCAUACAGGACUGGCAGCCCUUCAAGCUGCUGCCCAGCAACCUGUCCAUCCUUCUGAAGAAGGACAUCGACUGGAUGGUGGACGAUGAAGCCAAUCCCACAGUGGCCAGCCUGUGCACCUUCCCAUUCCGGGUGCCCAUUGGAAACGACUGGUAUUACCUGAACAUCGACAUGUUCGGUAAGGACCUGAGCCUGGUCCUCCAGCAGUUCCUGUGCCACCUGCAGCGCCACACGGCCGCGCUGAAGGGUCACGUCAUGUGCCAGCUCUUCCUGGAGCCGGCGCUCUGGGAGAACAUGGCCGACUUCUGCCAGAGCACUCUGCAUGUGGAGCUGGUGAAGGAGUACACGGAGCAAUGCGUGGUGGAGUCCGACGUGGUCUAG
This is a messenger RNA of Menidia menidia (Atlantic silverside), 936 nucleotides long. The record is from the annotation of a GenBank genome assembly. Lineage: Eukaryota; Metazoa; Chordata; Actinopteri; Atheriniformes; Atherinopsidae.